AGAAGCCGCGGGCGGCAUGGCGGGGCUGCGGGCCAGGCGGGGCUCCGAGUGGGGGCUGCUGGCGCUGACCAUGUUGGGGUUCUGUCUCGUGCUGCCUGUCAGUGCUAAGAGGCCCCCCAAGACGCCCCCGUGCCCGCCCAGCUGCUCCUGCACCCGGGACACCGCCUUCUGUGUGGAUUCCAAGGCAGUGCCCAGGAAUCUGCCCUCGGAGGUCAUCUCCCUGACCCUGGUGAAUGCAGCCUUCUCCGAGAUCCAGGAUGGAGCCUUCUCUCACCUGCCAUUGCUGCAGUUCUUGUUACUCAACUCCAACAAGUUCACACUCAUUGGAGACAAUGCCUUUACAGGACUGUCCCACCUGCAGUACCUCUUCAUUGAGAACAAUGACAUCUGGGCACUGUCCAAGUUUACAUUCAGAGGGCUCAAGUCCCUCACACACCUCUCAUUGGCCAACAACAACCUGCAGACGCUACCCAGAGACAUCUUUCGGCCCCUGGACAUUCUGAGUGACUUGGACUUGCGGGGCAACGCGCUCAACUGUGACUGCAAGGUGAAAUGGCUGGUGGAGUGGCUGGCACACACCAACACCACCGUGGCUCCCAUCUACUGCGCCAGCCCACCCCGCUUCCAGGAGCACAAGGUGCAGGAACUGCCACUGCGCGAGUUCGACUGCAUCACCACCGAUUUCGUGCUCUACCAGACCCUGUCCUUCCCCGCUGUGUCAGCUGAACCCUUCCUCUACUUGAGUGACCUCUAUUUGGCUCUGGCUCAGCCUGGUGCCAGCACCUGCACUGUGCUGAAAUGGGACUACGUGGAACGGCAGUUUCGAGACUAUGAUAAAAUCCCAGCCCCGUCAGCCGUGCACUGCAAGCCCAUGGUGGUGGACAGCCAGCUGUACGUGGUGAUGGCCCAGCUGUUCGGCGGCUCGUACAUCUACCACUGGGAUCCCAACACCACCCGCUUCACCAAGCUGCAGGACAUCGACCCACAGCGCGUGCGCAAGCCCAACGACCUGGAGGCCUUCCGCAUCGACGGCGACUGGUACUUUGCGGUGGCCGACAGCUCCAAGGCGGGCGCCACCAGCCUCUACCGCUGGCACCAGAACGGCUUCUACUCCCACCAGGCCCUGCAUGCCUGGCAUCGCGACACCGACCUGGAGUUCGUGGAUGGCGAGGGCAAGCCACGGCUGAUCGUGUCCAGCAGCUCGCAGGCGCCUGUCAUCUAUCAAUGGAGUCGUACUCAGAAGCAGUUUGUGGCCCAGGGCGAGGUGUCCCAGGUCCCCGAUGCCCAGGCUGUAAAACACUUUCGUGCUGGCCGGGACAGCUACCUGUGUCUCAGCCGCUACAUCGGCGACUCCAAGAUCCUGCGCUGGGAGGGCGCCCGCUUCUCCGAGGUGCAGGCCCUACCUUCCCGGGGCUCGCUGGCCCUGCAGCCCUUCCUGGUGGGUGGCCGCCGCUACCUGGCACUGGGCAGCGACUUCUCCUUCACUCAGAUCUACCAGUGGGAUGAAGGGCGACAGAAGUUCGUGCGCUUUCAGGAGCUGGCGGUGCAGGCCCCCCGGGCCUUCUGCUACAUGCCCGCCGGGGACGCCCAUCUGCUCCUCGCCCCCAGCUUCAAGGGACAAACGCUGGUGUACAGACACGUCGUGGUGGAUCUUAGUGCCUAAGGCGUGCCAAGGCCGCGUGGUUCCUCAGGGCGGUGCUGGAGGCUGGGUGGGGAUCUCUAUGAGCAGCACGUGUGAAGUCACGCGUGGCCAAUCUGUGUACGUA
Dipodomys ordii (Ord's kangaroo rat) is the source of this 1766-nucleotide messenger RNA. RefSeq names its product leucine-rich repeat LGI family, member 3 (gene Lgi3). Lineage: Eukaryota; Metazoa; Chordata; Mammalia; Rodentia; Heteromyidae. The coding region runs from base 17 to 1663 and encodes 548 amino acids. The record is from RefSeq and is a predicted model, not a curated record. Gene Ontology annotation, cellular component: synaptic vesicle. The transcript has 8 exons. Gene Ontology annotation, molecular function: protein binding. Gene Ontology annotation, biological process: regulation of exocytosis.